AUGUCGUCACCACUUGUUCCUCAUCAUGAAAGUUUUGAUGAGGAGAACAAGCCUUCCAAUGAUAUUUUACAACCAAUGACAGAAGAAAAUUCUCACAUUCUAACCAACAAAACCGAAGCUAAUCAUCAUUCUUCUCACGAUAAUCAUCAACAUCCUGUAAAUAUUCACCUCAUCAAAACUUGUGCUGCUUCCGAUGGUACUGAGGUGGAAAGCGAAACCUUGAAUAAUAAUUUGAAUAUUCAACAGUAUGAUACUAGUGUCGACACUAGUAUGGAGGGUGAGAUGGCCUCAUCAUCCUCUCAUUUCAAUACUACCACCAGUGCAUCAAUCGAAAUUCAUCACGCUAAUAAUGAAAAAAUUAAUUUAUUUGAAACUGAAUUGAAUUUUCAUUCGGAAGCAGAAAAUGGUACAAAUUCUAUAGCAGUGUCAACAAAUCAAGUAGCUGCAGAGCCCAAAAACAAUAUAGAAUCCGAUAAGAAAGAAGAAGAGGAGGAAGAAGAGGAAGAAGAAGAGAUUUCAACAAAACCAAUACCACUCAAUUCAAAAAUUUCUCACACAAAGAGUGAAGGUCAUUUAGAUGCUUUUCUGUUGGCACGGAGAUCACCAAAUCGUAGUACUGUUACUGAACCUCAAACACCUACACUUCUCAAACAACGUAUUAUGCAAAAAUAUAAGCAACAUAUUCAACAACAAUCCAGUUUUACCACCGAUACAGAUACAGAUGACGAUUUAGUUUUAACGAGCAUGUCACAAAACAAAUAUUUUCGAUUAUUUUCUCUAAUGAUUGCAAAAUUCUUUAGAAUUCAAUCUCGUGUGAUAGCUCCUAGUGGAGGUUUACCACAGAAUAUAGAAACCAUACGGAAGCAAGAAAAAGCUAACAGAAUAAUUCUCAGAGACAUGUUAACCAUGUUUAUUAGCGGAUUUUCAGUGUUUGGAAUUUUUGCCAUUGUCUGGUAUAACAUUUAUUUCAAUACUGAUUUUUUAAAGACCAUUUUGGAAGGCAGAGAUUCAUUAGUAGAAAGGUUUUAUUUUUGUAUCAAGUGUAUAUUCGUCAGUGCAUUGAUUUUCCCUUUAAUAUUUGUGGCCAUUGUGCGAAAUCGAUUGUUUGAAGAAGCCAGUAAUCCACUAUUGACGAAUCUUAUCAACAAAGAGCAUCAGCUGAAACUUGUCAUUCUGCAACGAAUAUUCCAAAAUUCCAUUGAACAGUUUUUAAUGCAUUCGAUGAGCUGUGCAAUGUUGAGUUAUUAUUUACCCAGAGAAGACCUCAGAAUUUUAGUGUUUGCCACUGUCACUUUCCUAUUUUGCAGAUUACUCUUUUGGAUUGGAUAUUCCAUACAUCAUUCAUUGCGUGCUCUCGGUAUUGUCACAGGAGCUUUUUUCAACAUAUUGUUGCUCGUACUGUCUUGCUACUACAUAUCAACGCAAGACAUUCUGCCAUUUAUUAUUAAUGACAUGCUCUUGCCUAUUUUUGUUAUAUUUUCAGCAUAG
Molecule: messenger RNA, 1488 nt
Organism: Naegleria lovaniensis
Lineage: Eukaryota; Heterolobosea; Eutetramitea; Acrasida; Naegleriidae
Exons: 2
Coding region: 1-1488 (495 amino acids)
Cellular component (GO): membrane
Source: RefSeq, a predicted model, not a curated record